CCAUUGUUCAACGUAUUUUUUUGCGCGACAGCUGCAACACAUCGCGAGAAUGGGCGCAGGCAACUCAAAGCCCGAGGAGGGCCUUGCUCAGCAUGUUUUCAAAGCGGAUACGCCAACCAGAUUUUCGGGUGACCUUGUAGAAUCGUUGCAGGACAGCUCACAGUCCGAUGCGACGCGGUCGGCCAAUCUGGAGCUCAAAAUCCAAACCCGCGUGACCUCCGAACUUGAGAAACUGGCUGCUGAGGAAGAGGCCAAAUAUAAGGCCGUCGCCGAGUCGAUAUCUAAACAAGCAGAGGAAACACCUUCUUCCGAUGAAAACCCUUCUCUAACCGACAAGCUCACUGGUGUCGCCGCUGAAAAGGAGCGCAAAGCACAACUUAGUCACUCGUCCGUCAGCAAGGAGAUCGCAGACCUGCGCAAAAAGCUUGAAAGUAGGAAGAAAAUUGAACAAGUAGAUGCGGGAGUGGAGAAGGCGAAGGAGGAACUUGUGCAGUGUUUAAGAUUGAACGAUAGAAGACCAUUGGACUGCUGGGCUGAAAAGGAGGCAUUCAAGCGCGAAGUAAGCAGAUUGGAGAGGGAAUUUGUGGAGAGAACUGUUCGAUAAAGCGUGCACAUUCGCAUAUAUGGCACAACAAGAGAAGUAGACCGUGUAUCUAUAUACAAUGAGGGCAUUGGAGACGUAGAUUUGUGUUUCAAGAACAAGCAAUGAAAACCAACAACAGAAAGAAUCAGGUUCUGAAGAACUGAAAUGUUAUAUAAACAGCCUCUAAAUCUGAACCUUGAGCUUCUCCGC
Verruconis gallopava is the source of this 793-nucleotide messenger RNA. RefSeq lists its product as uncharacterized. NCBI's taxonomy places the organism in Eukaryota, Fungi, Ascomycota, Dothideomycetes, Venturiales, Sympoventuriaceae. The record is from RefSeq and is a predicted model, not a curated record. Bases 50 to 604 code for a protein of 184 amino acids. The transcript is spliced from 3 exons.